GUCUCUGUCUAUGCGUCAGCUGGACCGUCUUUCCUUCUUCCUUGCACACACAUCAAGUCUAUGAGUGCGCUAGUGAGGUCUUGAGCUUCCAUCUCUCCCCCCUCCUCUGCCUCCAUCUCCUACUUUCUAUAGAUCAGCUGGACUGAAUCUCUGUCUUUUGCUUGUCGUCCUGUCUUGAAUAUUCUUCUAGAAGAUGAAGCUUCAUCACGUUGCCGUGGCUGUGACGUCGCUGGUUUCGUCGGUCGCUGCUUCCACUUUGACUCCUCCUGUCCUGCCGUUGGUUGUCAGAAAUCCAUAUCUUUCGACCUGGCUAGGCAACGCAAGGGACAAGCCAUGGACCAAAUGGCCCAUGUUUUAUACCGGAGAAGAGAUUGGCUUCUCUGUCCUCGCAAGCGUACCCGAGACUAGCACCGCGUAUCCCCUGCUUGGUCGUCCUCAGGACUCUCUGGACGAGAAGGACACGACCUACAACAUCUCUUAUCCUGUGUACCAAGGCGCCCAGUACGACGCAUCCGUAACGAACCUCACAUACCGCAUCCCAUCGCACGACUCAAAGUCGGAACACGUCGAGAUCGUUCUGUCUUUCCUGUCCCCCGUCACACCGUCGUCUACUCUUCGCCAGUCCAUUCCGGCCUCAUACCUCAGCAUUCACGUUACCGGAAGCUUCGACAUCGAUAUCUACAUUGAUCUCAACGGCCAGUGGGUCAGCGGAGACCGAGGUAGUGAGAUUGUUUGGGAGCUUGAGAAUGCCGAGACGGAGAAACUGAAGAGCUGGGUGGUCAAGAGAAAGGAUGAACUCGUCUUUGCCGAAUGGAACGAUCGUGCUGAAUGGGGAAGCCUGAGAUUCACUGGUCCAUCCGACGUCCGUCACGAAAGUGGGACAUCAGGUGUCUUGAGAAACCGCUUCUCCCGUACGGGCACCCUGCAGAACGAGAACGACGAGCGCUUCCGAAGCAUCAUGCAAGAUGAGCCCGUCUUUGCUUUCUCAAAGUCUUUCAACCUAGCCCCCAACACGAGCAGCCACAAGAACACUUCCUCCGACAGCGUCCUCUUCACCAUCGCUCACAUCCAGGACCCUGUCACACAGUAUGCCUCCGCACGAGGCUUGACUUUCAUGCGCCCUUUGUGGAAGACCUGGUUCCCUACCGACGAUAACCUGACUUCGUUCCACUAUAUGGACUUCAACAACGCUCAGAAGCUUGCACAAAACUACUCUGAUCAACUCGCUGUUGACGCCUACCAAUCUGGCUCCGACUCGUACGUCGACAUCGUUGCUCUCUCGGCUCGUCAGACCAUGGGCGCUACUAGCUUUUCGGGAACUCAAGAGAAUCCGCUCCUCUUCCUCAAGGAGAUCUCGAGUAACGGAAACAGUCAGACUGUCGAUGUCAUCUUCCCGGCCUUCCCCUUCUUCCUCUACACUCAGCCUCGCUGGCUCGCAUACCUGCUUGAGCCUCUAAUUGAGCACAUGCUCAGUGGUCAGUACCCCAACGACUACAGCAUGCACGACCUGGGUACGCACUUCCCUAAUCUCACAGGACAUGCCGAUGGCAAGGACGAGUACAUGCCCGUCGAAGAAUGUGGAGACAUGCUCAUCAUGGGUCUUGCUCUUGUCAACUCGUUGACAUAUGGCUCCGAGCCCGAAGCUCAAUCCGUCUGGUCUGCUCUGGGUAGUGAUCACAUCCCUCAGCCUAACGAGGAAAGCCCCUUUGCUCUUGGUACCUUGGAGAACCGUGACCACAUUGUUGGUCUCGACGAUCGCUGGGGUGGCUCGGCUCAAGGACUGAAGCAGGCCCGCAAGUGGCUCGACAAGUCAUACGGCUUGUGGAAGCAAUGGACCUCAUACCUCGUCGAGUACAGUCUGGAGCCUCACAAUCAAUUGUCCACUGACGAUUUCGCUGGAUGGCUGGCUUUGCAGACUAACCUUGCACUCAAGGGUAUCGUUGGUAUCCGAGCCAUGAGCGAGCUGGCUACAGUCAUGGACAAGAAGGACGACGCAAAGCACUUCCGCAACAUUUCGGACACCUACAUCAAGCGCUGGGAAGAGCUUGGUAUCUCUCGUGAUGGCACACAUGCAAAGCUCGCAUACGACUGGUAUGGCAGCUGGACUACUCUGUACUCACUGUACGCUGACGCACUGCUCUGCUUCCAUCCUUCUACCACGAACGGCAGCAGUGCUCAAUCUUCCGACGACUACGCUCAAGUCUCUGGCGGCAAGCAAGAGCCCAUCCUCGAGCCACCAACUCACGACUUCAUCCCCAACCACAUCUACAAGAUGCAAUCCGACUGGUACGCCGCUGUAAUGCAGAAAUACGGCCUUCCCCUAGACUCUCGCCAUCUGUACACCAAAUCAGACUGGGAAUUCCAAGCCGCUGCCGUCUCUUCCCGCAAGACUCGUACGGAGAUCCUCGACAGAGUUUCCAAGUGGCUCAAUGAGACUUCUACAGACAGACCUUUCACUGAUCUGUACGAUACCGAAGGUGAGGGUGGUUUCCCUGGUCCAAACUUCUUCGCCAGACCGGUUAUUGGUAGUCACUUUGCCUUUUUGACUUUGGAGAGGGCUUGUGGCGGUACUGCCAUGCAAGGUUUGAGCUUUUUGGAUGAAGAGUAGGGUUGAUCAAAUCCUCAGAGUUGGACAGUCAUAGUGGGACAGCGGCUGUGGCAAUCCUUGUCGAGAUUUAUGAACAUCAGUAUAGGAUAGUUAUGACUCUGUUGAAUUCGUGUACC
Messenger RNA from Aureobasidium pullulans EXF-150, 2724 nucleotides. RefSeq names its product putative glutaminase. The transcript has 4 exons. Lineage: Eukaryota; Fungi; Ascomycota; Dothideomycetes; Dothideales; Saccotheciaceae. The record is from RefSeq and is a predicted model, not a curated record. Bases 194 to 2608 code for a protein of 804 amino acids.